Molecule: messenger RNA, 2898 nt
Organism: Fibroporia radiculosa
Lineage: Eukaryota; Fungi; Basidiomycota; Agaricomycetes; Polyporales; Fibroporiaceae
Exons: 20
Coding region: 1-2898 (965 amino acids)
Biological process (GO): vesicle-mediated transport
Cellular component (GO): cytosol; membrane
Molecular function (GO): argininosuccinate lyase activity
Source: RefSeq, a predicted model, not a curated record
AUGGCUUACGGCUACAUGAAUCUGAAGAAGCUGCCUUUCGACGCGUUCAUUCAAAGUCAGAAGGGAGGUCAUGGCCAAUACCUUACAAUCAUAGGUCUUGGUCUGGCUUUCCUUACCAUGAGUUUGGGCCUGUGUUCGGAUAUACUACCGGCUGUUUCUGCUUUCAAGGUGAUAAAGAGAAGCAUCAUCAUGGUUGCGUUGCCAAUUGGUAUUAUCGUGACUCCCGUAUAUUGGGGCCUAUUCUUGUUUUUCCCCGAGCUAAUUUUGCAGCCGCUACCUGACUCAAUGAUGCCUCGUCCAGAUGAGCUGGUACCUUCGGCAGCUAGUUCUCUAGACCAUUUGCAACGUAUACCCAUACAAGUUGAUCUGGCCCUACAUGCUUGUCCUGUCAUCGCCCUCUUGCUCGACUUUUAUCUCGUUGAACGGAAGUACACUCGUACACAGGCUGUGUAUGGCGGUCUCUCGGUAUGCGCUGUUGCUUGCAUCCUAUAUGGAUCCUGGGUUGAAUAUCUGGCGCCUUUCAAUGGCUCUUUCCCUUAUCCAUUCCUAACUGAGAAUCCGUUCAACGUUCGACUUGCAAUUUAUGCUGGCCUGAGUAGCUUCGCUCUAGUGAUGUUCUGGUUGAUGAAUGCCUGUCAUUGGAUGCACGAAUUUAACCAGUCCCUGAAGUAUGAUAAGCGCAUGUACGCUGCAGAUAUUACAGGCUCCAUAUCAUACGCACGGGCAUUAGCUCGCGCGAAGAUAUUGACAGAAGAGGAAAAGAUCAAACUUGUCAACGGGCUCGACACUGUGCGCGAGGAAUGGGAGCGAGGAGAGUUUCAAGUACAGCCUGGCGAUGAAGAUAUUCAUACCGCCAACGAACGACGAUUGAGUGAGAUCGUUGGACCCCUUGGUGGCAAACUGCACACUGGACGCUCCAGGAAUGACCAAGUUGCGACAGACAUGAGGCUAUGGCUCCUUGGUCAAGUUGAUGAUAUUGCGCAGUCGCUUAGAGGUCUCAUUCGCGUAAUGGUCGAACGGGCGGCCAAAGAAAAAAAUUAUCUGAUGCCUGGCUACACGCAUCUACAGCGCGCACAACCAGUCAGAUGGUCGCAUCUUCUUCUAUCUCAUGCCUUCCCUCUACAUGCAGAUCUCCAGCGUCUUGAACAGAUGAUCCCUCGCAUUUCCGUUCUGCCCCUCGGAUGCGGCGCCUUAGCGGGAAACGGGUUCCAGCUAGAUCGCGACUUCCUUGCUCAGGACCUUGGCUUCCAAUCUGUGGCUGAGAACAGUAUGUACGCAAUCAGCGACCGCGACUUCGUCGCUGAAUUCAUGAUGUGGGCGAGCCUGGCUAUGACGCAUUUGAGCCGGAUGUCCGAGGAUUUGAUCAUAUACUCGACAGCUGAAUUCGGUUUCAUCAAGUUGAGCGAUGCGUACAGUACGGGUUCAAGUAUGAUGCCGCAGAAGAAAAAUCCUGAUUCAUUGGAACUUCUGCGAGGAAAAACUGGUCGCGUCUUCGGAAAUAUGUCGGGAUUUAUGAUGUCAUUGAAAGGCCUGCCUUCCACUUACAACAAGGACCUUCAAGAGGAUAAGGAGCCACUUUUUGACACGGUAGACACGAUCUCAGCGUCGUUCAAGAUUGCAGAGGGUGUCAUCGCAACGAUGGAGGUUCAAGGAAAGGCGAUGUCCCGGGCGCUGCAGGCUAGCUCUGACAUGCUUGCGACCGACCUUGCUGACUAUCUCGUGCGCAAGGGGAUUCCGUUCCGAGAAACGCAUCACAUCUCUGGGCGAGCGGUCGCCCUCGCAGAGUCGAAGAAGUGCUCAUUACAGGAGUUGACGGUGACAGAUUUUCAGAGCUUGAGCGACAAAUUCGGCCCCGAUGUCAAGGAAGUGUUCGACUUUGAGCAUAGUGUCCAAAGUAGGAGUUCUAUAGGAGGCACGCAUAUCGGUAUGGUCGAGAGGCAAAUCGAGGUGCUCCGCGCGGCGCUAGCCAACCAGGCCCAGCAAGGAGGAGGCUACAACACCAGCACCGACUCCUACCCCAUGCAAUCUCAACGGGCCCCUUACUCUCAACCCGAUGCGAGCAACGACAGUAUCGACUCGGCUGCCAAGGAUGGCACUGCGCCUGCCAUGGACAGCAUGUCUGCCUUCUACAGCGAGAUCUCAUCCAUCCAAGACGACCUCCGGACAUUCAACGACAAUGUCGCCAGCAUUUCAGACCUCCACUCGCGCUCGCUAGACAACACGGACGAUGCAGCGGCGCAGCGCGUCGCCCAGCAGCUCGAUGAGCUCAUUGCGGACACCAGUGCACUGAGUAACAUGCUCAAACGAAGGAUAAAGGCGCUAGAGAAGCAACCCGGGUCAGGGAGAGACGGACAGAUUCGCAAGCAGCAGACGGGCUUGGUCAAGCAAAAGUUCGUCGAGGCAAUUCAGAACUACCAGGGCGUAGAACAACAGUACCGGACAAAGUACAAACAGCGUUUGGAACGGCAAUACAAGAUAGUCAAGCCCGAUGCAACGCCAGAGGAAGUCAGGGCGAUUGUUAAUGACGAUCAGGGUGGUCAAAUUUUCAGCCAGGCUCUCAUGAAUUCAAAUCGAUACGGUGAAGCACGGUCGGCAUAUCGUGAAGUUCAGGAGCGGCACGAGGACAUCAAGCGCAUCGAGAAGACAAUCACGGAGCUCGCGCAAUUGUUCAACGAUAUGAGUGUUAUGGUUGAGCAACAAGACGAGCAAAUCAAUGUGAUUGAGACAACGGCAGGAACAGUCGAGAAAGACACUGAGCUCGGCCUCCAAUACACAGAGAAAGCUGUGGUUUCUGCACGGGCGGCGCGGAAAAAGCGAUGGAUCUGCUUUAUUAUCUUCAUCAUAAUCAUUGCCAUUAUCGCCAUUGUUAUCGCCGUGGAGGUUACUAAGAAGAAUUGA